This is a messenger RNA of Heterobasidion irregulare TC 32-1, 487 nucleotides long. RefSeq lists its product as uncharacterized. Gene Ontology annotation, molecular function: beta-tubulin binding. Bases 97 to 429 code for a protein of 110 amino acids. The record is from RefSeq and is a predicted model, not a curated record. The transcript is spliced from 4 exons. Lineage: Eukaryota; Fungi; Basidiomycota; Agaricomycetes; Russulales; Bondarzewiaceae. Gene Ontology annotation, cellular component: microtubule cytoskeleton; cytosol. Gene Ontology annotation, biological process: tubulin complex assembly; post-chaperonin tubulin folding pathway.
GCAGAAGCAGAGUCCAUAGGCAACAGAACCAUUUCAAAAGACUGAAAACAACUCCUGUCAUCAUCAACUAGCCAACGUGAAUUUACGCGACAGCACAUGGACGCGGCCGCUACACGCAGAAAGCUCAAGAUCCAAGCUGGGGUAGCCAAGAGGGUUUUCAAGGAACACGAAGUUUACGAGAAUGAGGUAGUAGAGAACAAAAUCAAGCUCGAUAAGCUCAGGGCAGAGGGGGAAGAGGACUGGGGUGUAAGGAACGCGGCGAAAUUGGUGGAAGAGUCGAAGAAAAUGGUCGUAAAUACGGAUCAACGCCUGAGAAAGGCUGUCGAGGAUUUGCGCGACGUCAUCGUUUUGGCCAAGAAAGACCCUGCAUUCGCAGAGGACGAAGAAUUGAUGAAAGCAGAGGAGGUUUUCGAGACAGUCAGCGCCUGAGAGGCAGCGUGCUAUCCAAUAUAUGUAGAAUGCAUCGAGUGUAAGCUGAUGGAAGUGG